ACAGUGGGGGUUGGAGGGGGCGUUUAUUUUGGGAGAGAAAAACAGAUAAAGAGUAAGACCAGGAUUAAUGUCCAGGGGUCAGGGAUGUAGGCCUCAGCCUCCCUGGUGGCUCCCUGGCCAGCGACCUUGGCCUGAGUUCUGAGGAGGCUCAGGAAUCCGAGGGGUGUGGAAGGCGAGGUCAGGGGGGCCUGGCAGGGCAGAGUAUACCCUCUCCCCACUGGCCUGGCUGCCACAUUCUUCCAGGGGAUAACACUGCUGUCCCUGUCUCCAUACCCCAAGGCCCAGGCUGACACCUGCGUCUGGUCCUGUCCUGUCACACCUGCCCACCCACCUCCCCCCUCUGCCAACCUUGCCCAUAGCACCCCACCUUGCCUGGUGCCACCCUGGCCAUCACCUCUUUAGUGUGCUGCAGCCACAGGCAGUUGGCUCCCUGACCAUCCUUCCUAACUAAGGACACCAUGAGUCCAGUCCCUCCCACCCCCCGGGGCCCAAAAGUGUCCCCCCCCCCUCUCCCCGCUCCUGGAGACUAUCAUGGCUGAAGGGCUUGAUGCUCCCCACCCCCUCCUGCCACUUACUGGAUAACAUUCCUGAUUGUCCUCCCACCAGCACCUAGAUCCCACGGCCCCUCCUGUGCACCAGGCUCCCCUAGGCACUGGCACUCAGCAGUAAUCAAGAUAGCUCUGUCCUUGCCCUCAGGAGACUGGUCUCUGGUGUAGACAGUGGUCUGGUCUGGUCCCCAGUUGCUCACCACCUUGCCUCCAGGCAGCACUCACCUGGUGUUGCAUAACCAGCAAUCCUUGCAGUCGUCUUAUUAGGGAGGAACAGUUCCAGCUGUUUCCAGCUCACCCCAGCACUGCCCCUCCAUGGAGCCCGCCUGGGCCUGCUCUGCCCCACCAGCUUCCUUCUGGCUCGGCUUCUCCAGGGCUGCAUCUUGUGCACAGUCCCAUGACGUAUCUGGCCUGGAGGUGCGAGCUCCCUCUGAUCCUCUGACUCCAACUGGAUGUCCAACAGUUAAUUUCUGGGGCUGGCAUCACACCCACAGCUUAAGCUGCUCAGUCCCACAAGACUGCCCCCCACCCCACUUCAGACACCAGCCACAAGUCCCCGGCCACCCAUACUUCUGAACAACUGGCUAUAAAUUGGGGUUUCAGACAACCCCCGUAGGUUUGGUAAUUUUCCAGAAUGGCUCAGUGUUCAGAAAACCACUUCCAACAGCCAGAGGGAGGAGAUGCAAAGGGCAGGUAUGGAGACUAGCACAGGGCUUCCCUGCACGUUGUGUGUGCCACCUCCCCAGCACCUCAUGUUUUCACCGGACUCCGUUGUUUAGGGGGGUUAUGGAUGCUGCAUUACAUAGGGUGUGAUUGAGGAAAUCACUGGCCACUGAUCAAACUCAAGCUCUGCCUAGGAUCCGGGACAAAACCCAGAUACUUAUACCAUAUUCUCCGUCCCCCGCCCUGAGGUCUGCCUUGGUUCCCCACACCACCUUCCUUCCCCUCCCCGGCUGCCUUUUCCUCUGCUCCUGAAUGCACUCCCCCAGGUUUUUGUCUGGGCAGCUCUUCACAUCUCUUGAUAAGAGAUGUCUUCAGAUCUGAAGACCCCUCCUAGCAGCCACCUCCUACAGGCAGCCUGCCCUGACCAGCCCUCCCUCCGAGUUCCCUCCAGCUGGGGAUGCUCUAGUCCAGCGGUCACCAACCUUUCGGAUCUCAUGGAUCACCAGUGGUCCGCGGACCACCGGUUGGCGACUGCUGCUGUGGUCCAUUACCAACUUCCCCACCUGGGGGCCCUUUGAGAGCAAAGCCUGGGGCCAGUCUUAGAGUCCUACCCCCCAUCCCCACAAGCUCAGGCCCUGACCAUGUUUCCUGCGAAUGUUCCCAGCUAUUCACCUUUUGGGCCAACUCCAGUGGUGGAAACUUUUCAGCCAGAGGAGGCUGCUUGUUUUGGAAAGUUCCUGGGGGAGCAACCCUCGCCUGCCCACCAGUUCCCACGCUCCCUUAUCACACGGUGCUAGCAGGAUGCAGUGGUGUGCAAGCCUAGCUCCUCCCCAGCUGGCUGACCGGGUCCUUCCCAUUCCCAUUUCUCCCAUACCCACCCAACAGCCACCCUCCCCAGCCUGGCCCUGCCAAGUCCUGCUACAGCUGGGGAACCAGAACCGUCGUGAUCCAGGACCCCCAUCCCCACCCCCCUGUGAGCCGUCAGAGGUCCCUGUGCUUGGCUAUUACUGAGGGAGGAAGGGGAGGCAGCCUGGGCUGGAAGAAUGUCUGGCUUUGAGGUACAGUCCUAGCUCAGUCUUCUGCCUCAGUUUCCCCAGUAGUAUCUCGGACCCAGGGACACCCACCCUCUUAGGCCCAGCAACCCUGUCUUGUAACUGGGGCCUGGUGCUCACAUGCAGCCUUAAUGUCCUCUUUUGUGAAAUGGAGCUAAGAGGCUGGGCUCCCUAACAGGCUGUGGUGAGAAGUGAAUCCACGCACCCCGUGCUGGGGCCGGGGUCUAUAGCCCACGUAAUGCCCGCCAGCGCCUGGCGGGGCGGACGAAUGAUAGCCUCCUGGGCCGUGCGCUGUAGGGCCUCGAACCCGAGUCCAAGGCCACUGCCGGCACUCCCCCACCCCCUCCCCAGCGCGGGAGGAGCGAGAGGCGGGGUGAGGGCGGGGCCUCGGCUCUUUUCUUUAGAGUUCGAGCGCCCGGAGCGGUGGCACCGCCUGUCUGAACCGACUCUGCGCCGUCCGCUCGGCUUGUUCUCGAGUUCCCGCUGACUUCCUGCCAACCCCCUACCCCCAGCUCGCUGCGAUGGAGGCUGCAGCACAGUUUGUGGUCGAGAGCCCCGACGUGGUCUACAGCCCCGAGGCCAUCGAGGCGCAGUACGAGUACCGGACGACAAGCGUCAGCCGCGAGGAUGGCGUCCUCAAGGUACACCCCUCAGCCACGCGCUUCACCUUCCGGACCGCCCGGCAGGUGCCCCGGCUCGGGGUCAUGCUGGUCGGCUGGGGCGGCAACAACGGCUCCACGCUCACCGCUGCCGUGCUGGCCAAUCGGCUGCGCCUGUCCUGGCCCACCCGCACGGGUCGUAAGGAGGCCAACUACUACGGCUCGCUGACGCAGGCAGGCACCGUUAGCCUGGGCCUAGACGCUGAAGGCAAAGAGGUGUUCGCGCCCCUCCACGCGCUGCUGCCUAUGGUGUCGCCGGACGACCUCGUGUUCGAUGGCUGGGACAUAUCUUCGCUGAAUCUGGCUGAGGCCAUGCGGCGCGCGAAGGUGCUAGAUUGGGGGCUGCAGGAACAGCUGUGGCCGCACAUGGAGACCCUGCGCCCAAGGCCCUCCGUCUACAUCCCAGAGUUCAUCGCCGCUAACCAGAGCGCGCGUGCGGACAACCUCAUCCCUGGCACGCGCGCGCAGCAGCUGGAGCAGAUCCGAAGGGACAUCCGCGACUUCCGGUCCAGCGCGGGGCUGGACAAAGUCAUUGUGCUGUGGACAGCAAACACGGAGCGCUUCUGCGAACUGGUCCCAGGCCUCAAUGACACCGCAGAAAACCUGCUGCGUACCAUUCAGCUAGGUCUGGAGGUGUCGCCCUCCACACUCUUCGCUGUGGCCAGCAUCUUGGAGGGCUGUGCCUUCCUCAAUGGGUCCCCACAGAACACUCUGGUGCCCGGCGCACUCGAGCUCGCCUGGCAGCGCCGUGUGUUUGUGGGCGGAGAUGACUUCAAGUCAGGCCAGACCAAGGUCAAGUCUGUGCUGGUUGACUUCCUUAUCAGCUCCGGCCUCAAGCCCAUGUCCAUCGUGAGCUACAACCACCUGGGCAACAACGACGGGCAGAACCUGUCGGCGCCGCCGCAGUUCCGCUCCAAGGAGGUGUCCAAGAGCAAUGUGGUAGACGACAUGGUGCAGAGCAACCCGGUGCUCUAUGCACCCGGCGAGGAGCCUGACCACUGCGUGGUUAUCAAAUAUGUGCCAUAUGUGGGCGACAGCAAACGCGCAAUGGACGAGUACACGUCGGAGCUGAUGCUGGGCGGCACCAACACGCUGGUGCUGCACAACACCUGCGAGGACUCGCUUCUGGCCGCGCCUAUCAUGCUGGAUCUGGUGCUGCUGACAGAACUGUGCCAGCGCGUGAGCUUCUGUACCGACUCAGACCUGGAACCCCAGGGCUUCCACCCGGUGCUCUCCCUGCUCGGCUUCCUCUUCAAGGCGCCACUGGCUCCACCAGGCAGCCCUGUGGUCAACUCACUCUUCCGACAGCGCAGCUGCAUUGAGAACAUCUUCAGGGCCUGCGUGGGGCUUCCGCCGCAGAACCACAUGCUUUUGGAGCACAAGAUGGAACGCCCCGGCCUCAAGCACAUGAGGCAUGUGGCCAGUGCCAGCCUCCAGUCUUCCAAGAAAGAACUGGCACCGUCGGCCUCCAACAACUGUACUGGUGAUGCCAACGGGCACUUGCAGGUUGAGGCACCUUGAUGCACACCACCUGAGGCAGUGGCCAUACAGUUCCCAGCAACUCCUACCCCUCUGCCCCUCUGAAUCCACCCUUCCAGGCCUCCCAAAGACAAUAAAGACAUUGCCAGUAUCAA
Messenger RNA from Myotis daubentonii (Daubenton's bat), 4556 nucleotides. It is a transcript of the gene ISYNA1, whose product is annotated as inositol-3-phosphate synthase 1. Gene Ontology annotation, molecular function: inositol-3-phosphate synthase activity. Lineage: Eukaryota; Metazoa; Chordata; Mammalia; Chiroptera; Vespertilionidae. Gene Ontology annotation, biological process: inositol biosynthetic process; phospholipid biosynthetic process. The record is from RefSeq and is a predicted model, not a curated record.